Blastomyces dermatitidis ER-3 is the source of this 2654-nucleotide messenger RNA. RefSeq lists its product as uncharacterized. Gene Ontology annotation, molecular function: peroxidase activity. The coding region runs from base 1 to 1992 and encodes 663 amino acids. Lineage: Eukaryota; Fungi; Ascomycota; Eurotiomycetes; Onygenales; Ajellomycetaceae. The record is from RefSeq and is a predicted model, not a curated record. The transcript is spliced from 7 exons.
AUGGGGAUAUCGCGAGUAAUGAUGGCGGCCGUGACUGUGGCAUCCGUCGUGAGCUUUAGUUCGGUGUAUGCAGCAGCGGAUUACGCACGAUGGCGUCCACCAGGGCCGGGUGACGUCCGUGGGCCAUGCCCUGCACUGAACAGCCUUGCAAACCAUGGCAUACUGCCUCACAAUGGCAAGCGAAUGACUUAUCCGACCUUACUUGAAGGCAUAUCAGAGGGUUUAAAUGUUGGAUUUGACCUCACCCUUGUUGCCGGAACUGGAGGGAUGAUAGGGGCGAAAAACCCGCUUCAGCUUUACUUCAACUUAGACGAUCUGGCGAAUCACGACUUGUUUGCCGAACACGAUGCAAGCUUAUCACGAAGUGACAUAUUCUUUGGCGACAAUAACAGCUUCAACGAGACAAUCUGGCAGAGCGUUCUCGACUAUUUCAGACACGACGAAACCGUAAGCUUUCUAGCAGCUGCUAAGGCUCGGCUAAAUCGCAUCAAAACAGAAAGAUAUUUAAGUGUGUUUGGGAACCCUGAUACAGGACAUCCCCAGGUUGAUUGGAUCAGGAUUUUCUUCGAGCAAGAACGGUUGCCAUAUGAUGAGGGAUGGGAGCGACCAUCUAAACAAACAAACGCGGUAACCCUCGCGCCUUUGGUUGCAAAGCUCAUGGUAGCUGGUGGGCAAAUUGUUCCAGAGGCAUAUGCUAAAGUGGUCGCUGAGGCUGGAGCGGACGAAAGCAUGCUCUGCUUAGUCACCAACAAAAUCCCGCCUUCUCGCCGCAGGAACAGAUCGCGAACGGACAGUGAUAGCGACAUCGACCGCGCUACAACACCCAAAGCUCCGUUUGGAAGUUUUAUCAACCUGACCAGAAAUCGCCUCACAUUCGCAAUGGAAGUCCUUCACAAUCCCCCGGAAGCCUCCUCAUUUAUUCCGCUUGCCGAACACCAAUCGCAUACCCCAGUAUCGUUCUACUCAGGCCCCCCGAUCCUGCACCAUUUGAGCGAACGAUGUAAAAUAGUGAUUUUAGAAAGGGAAUUAAGCAAAUCCGCUGCCUUGAGCGGGUUGCGACCAAGUGUGACGGGAGCUGAAGCUGUGAAUGGCACUCCAGUUGGUGAAACUUCCGUUUCCGCUACAGCUCCCGCGGCCGCGAGUUCGGAUCGGGAGAAAGAGAUUGUGAUAGAUGGGAUCGAUGUUUGGGUAACAUCUGAGCGCCUACUCCUCUACUCCCAGCCUUCUAAAACCGGUGUCACAAUCCCAUACCCAUCCAUCUCCCUGCAUGCGAUUCAGCGCCUGCAAAUACCUAACUCCAAUCCCCUCGCGACUCCAUCCACUGGAGAUGAAAAUACUGUGCAGGGGCUAUAUAUGCAACUUGCAACAGACAGUAAUGACAACCAGGAGGAUGAGGACAUGGAAGAAGGUAGCAUAUGUCUAACAAUUGUACCUCCGCCUCCGCCUCCCCAACCACAACCACAACCUCAAGCACAAGAACAACAGCAACAGCAACAACAGCAAGAAGACAACCUCAUCACUACAGAAGAAGAGGAAAACAAACCCAGCCAAACCCCAACACAAGACCUCUUUGCCGCCGUCUCAGCCUGCUCGAACCUGCACCCAGACCCACCCUCGCAACCUGGAAGCGACGACGAAGGUGACACGGAUAUGCAGGAUAACCCAACCCAACAACUGGAUAGUAGUAUCUUGUAUCAGAACGGCGUGAUCAUUCCUGGCAAUAACGCUGGCGGCCUACCGCCUGCGAUGCCCGGGAGUGGAGGUUGGAUUACGGCGGAGAAUGUGCAUGAGUAUUUUGAUGAGGAAGGGAAUUGGAAAGGGGGGGAUGGUAAUGAGGGUGAGCAGGGCGAAGGGUCGGGUGGAGUUUCUUUGGGCCCAGGGGCGGGGACGGUUAGGCCUCGUGAGGAAGGGGGUGAGGAUAAUGCGAGGGUCGGUUGCGAGGCGGAUGCGGGUGAGGGUGGGGAGGAGACGAAGUGGAGGAGAACGGGUUGAGUGUUAACUAUUGUUUCAAAAAGGAAUAAUCUGUAAAUUUGGAUGUUUUAUGAUAUUUUUCUCUUUCAUACCUCGAGGUGAGUUUUCUGGCUUAUGUAUUAGAUAAUUUACCUUGGUAGGUAGGAAGGUAUAGCCAUGAAAAGAAGAUUAAUUGUAUUUGUUUGGUUUCAGACAGGGUGUGCUCAUCGUGAGAGGCCUACAACGGGUGCAAUUAAACAUUAAGACAACGAUCAACGGCUUCGAGAAAUAGACGGGUGAAACAAACAACAAUUGCACAGUCCACGCAAAUCGAAUACAACGGCAAGCAGAAGCGGCACCGUUACCUACAGGAGGAGGAAACGGAAAUGAUCAAGAUCACAUCCAGGACAAAUUAUUGAAGUCAGCGAAAUACUACCCCCAUUCCCAUUAGUAAACAUGCCAAACAAGAGACCAACUCACAAAAGGCUAAGCGCGAGAAAAGAAAGCCAACAGGAUCAGAACGGAGAAGAGCAACGUAUGACAGAGGACCCUAAAUGGAUAUGCACCAAGUAGUAGUUCAAACAAUUCCAAAUAGAAGACAUAACUACCUAGAACCAAUAGCAAUUAAAAUUCAAGAGCGACAACAAUAAUAACUCAUCUUUGCCGUGCACCAUAUUCCAUACCUACCUUACUCUCGCCCAUAU